Molecule: messenger RNA, 872 nt
Organism: Linepithema humile (Argentine ant)
Lineage: Eukaryota; Metazoa; Arthropoda; Insecta; Hymenoptera; Formicidae
Source: RefSeq, a predicted model, not a curated record
CUGUGAUUAAUUCAUAUCUUCUUUUAAUAUCAUUUGUAUAAAAGUAGUCUUAUUGUACACAGUUGAUACCUAAUGUUGUUUACCCAAUUAAUCCAUAAAGAACAGAUUUAAUUAAAUAUUUUAUUGAAAGAAGAGUUUCCCAAGCAGUGAGAAUUCACAUAAUUAGAUUGACUGAUGAUUAUAUUGAAUUAAAAUUUAAUUGGUACAUCAACAAAAGCAGUAUGGCCUUAAAAGGAAUCAAAGUUUUGGAGUUAGCUGGUCUCUCUGCAGGGCCCUUCUGUGGAAUGAUUUUGGCAGAUUUCGGAGCAUCUGUUAUCAGAGUAGACAAGAUUGCAGCUCAAACAUUAGAUUGUUUGGGCCAUGGAAAGAGAUCGAUAGCAUUAAAUUUAAAAUCUGAGGAUGGUAUCAAUAUUUUCAAAAAAUUAAGCGACCAAAGUGAUGUUGUUAUUGACACAUACAGGAGAGGUGUCAUGGAAAAGUUGAAGAUUGGACCAAAGGAACUUAUGACCACAAAUAAAAAGUUGAUAUAUGCUAGAUUAACUGGAUAUGGUCAAAAUGGUUCUUAUGCAGAUAUGGCUGGACACGAUAUAAAUUAUUUAGGUUUAUCUGGAUUACUGUCUUUAUUUGGUCGUCAUAAUGAAAAACCCAUACCGCCUGUUAAUCUGGCCGCUGAUUUUGGCGGCGGUGGUUUAAUGUGUGCUCUCGGAAUAACUUUAGCACUAUACGAUCGAACCAAGAGCAAUGCUGGGCAAAUAGUAGAUGCAUCUAUGGUCGAAGGAUCUGCGUACUUAGGAUCUUGGUUAUUCAGAUCCCAAAAAUUCCAUGGUCUGUGGGGAAAUCCACGUGGCAAGAAUUCACCGAAGAUCUUGUAA